Messenger RNA from Erythranthe guttata (spotted monkey flower), 1288 nucleotides. Its product is annotated as B3 domain-containing protein Os03g0120900. The record is from RefSeq and is a predicted model, not a curated record. Gene Ontology annotation, molecular function: DNA binding; DNA-binding transcription factor activity. Lineage: Eukaryota; Viridiplantae; Streptophyta; Magnoliopsida; Lamiales; Phrymaceae.
CUCUCUCUCUCUCUCUCUCUCUCUCUCUCUCUCUCUCUCUCUCUCUCUCUCUCUCUCCUGAUUAGAUCUGUGUGAGCGUUUGAGUUGAUUUGACAAGAGUUCAUUAAUCUAGGCAAUUACAUGAAUUUCAUGUCGGGUAGAUCAGGGUUUAAUUAUGAGGAGAGAUCCUCCUCCUCGUCUUCUUCCGGCUUUCCUCUUAAUUACUGCAGUUACGGCGGCGGUGGUGGUGGUGGUGGUGCACCGCCGGAGUUCAACAAUUAUGGGAACGGAGGAGAAGAGGAAUAUUCCGGCGGCAAUCAUACGGCGGUGGCGGCGAUGGUGGAGAGGGAGCACAUGUUCGAUAAAGUGGUGACGCCGAGUGACGUGGGGAAGCUGAACAGGCUAGUCAUCCCGAAACAGUACGCCGAGAAAUAUUUCCCGUUGGAUUCGUCGAACAACGAAAAGGGGCUGCUUUUGAAUUUCGAGGAUAGAAAUGGGAAACAAUGGCGGUUCAGGUACUCUUACUGGAACAGCAGCCAGAGCUACGUCAUGACUAAGGGAUGGAGCCGCUUCGUCAAGGACAAGAAGCUCGACGCCGGCGAUACUGUCACCUUCCAACGCGGUCUCGGUGAUUUCGGUAAAGACCGUCUCUUCAUCAACUGGCGGCGCCGCCCAGAUGCGCCGCCUCCUCCGGUCUCAUCAUCAUCCUCAAUAAUAUUCCCACACUCUCAUUUCUCAUUCCAUAGUGCAUAUUCCCCAUCUAAUUAUAGUAAUUGGAAUAGUAGCAACCCCCUAUUUUAUCAACAAUCUCCCAAUAAUUACCCGGGGAUUGUGAAUGGAAACCCUUGUCCGCGGCCGGGGUCAAUCAUGUACCUACAGAGACCUGGUUCUUUUUCUCCCGGCGGAGGAUGGGCCGCGGCGGCUCAGCCACACACGGAGGCGCAAAGAGGGGGAAUGGUAUUCGAUUCAGUGCCGGUGGUACAAGUAGCCAAUAAUAGUAAUAAUAAUAGUAAUGGUUCGGGCGCAGCAAAGCGGAUGAGGCUUUUCGGAGUGACAAUGGAUUGUCCCAUUUCUGAGGCUACAGCAGAUUCCGAAAUAAUUAUUCAUCCCGAUUUCGAUUCUCUUAAUUAUAGUAAUAAUUAUCACAAUAAUUACAAAGGCAAAGAUUCAUUGUCUUUAGAUUUGGAUUUAUAACAGUAAUUUCAUUACCGAUCAUCAGAUUUAAUUAAUUUUCAGGGUUUUUGAAUUCUUUUAUUUUCCUGUGUAAAAUCAAUGACAGAAUAUUAAAUAGAUACAUUUGUAGAUCCUU